AUGGCGCCGUCGACCAUGUCGUCGACGACGGAGAAGGAGCAGCAGGAGCAGGCCAUCGACGACUGGCUGCCCAUCACCUCCUCCAGGAACGCCAAGUGGUGGUACUCGGCGUUCCACAACGUCACCGCCAUGGUCGGCGCCGGCGUGCUCAGCCUGCCCUACGCCAUGUCCGAGCUCGGAUGGGGCCCCGGCGUGGCGGCGAUGCUCCUGUCGUGGGUGAUCACCCUGUACACGCUGUGGCAGAUGGUGGAGAUGCACGAGUGCGUCCCGGGCAAGCGCUUCGACCGCUACCACGAGCUCGGCCAGCACGCCUUCGGCGACAAGCUCGGCCUCUGGAUCGUCGUCCCGCAGCAGCUCAUCGUCGAGGUCGGCGUCUGCAUCGUCUACAUGGUCACCGGCGGAAAGUCCUUCGAGAAGUGCUACACCGUCGCAUGCCCGGACUGCAAGCCGCUCCGGACCAGCUCAUGGAUCAUGAUCUUCGCCGCCAUCCACCUGCUCCUCUCGCAGCUCCCAAACUUCAACUCCAUCACGCUCGUCUCCCUCGCCGCCGCGGUCAUGUCGCUCAGCUACUCGACAAUCGCCUGGGCGGCGUCGGCGCACAAGGGCCGGCAGCCGGACGUGGACUACAGCAAGACGGCGUCGACGGCGACGGGGCAGACGUUCAACUUCCUCAGCGCGCUGGGCGACGUCGCGUUCGCCUACGCCGGCCACAACGUGGUGCUGGAGAUCCAGGCCACCAUCCCGUCCACCCCGGACAAGCCCUCCAAGAAGCCCAUGUGGCAGGGCGUCAUCCUCGCCUACCUCGUCGUCGCCAUCUGCUACCUCCCCGUCGCCUUCGUCGGCUACUACGUCUUCGGCAACGCCGUCGACGACAACAUCCUCAUCACCCUCGAGAAGCCCCGCUGGCUCAUCGCCAUGGCCAACAUCUUCGUCGUCGUCCACGUCAUCGGCAGCUACCAGAUCUACGCCAUGCCGGUGUUCGACAUGCUUGAGACGUUCCUGGUGAAGAAGCUCCGGUUCAGGCCAGGGCUGCCUCUACGUUUGAUUGCGCGUUCACUCUACGUUGUGUUCACAGCUCUGGUUGGCAUCGCCGUGCCGUUCUUCGGUGGAUUGCUAGGGUUCUUCGGUGGCUUUGCAUUUGCGCCAACGACCUACUAUCUUCCCUGCAUUCUGUGGCUGAAGAUCAAGAAGCCAAAGACGUUUAGCUUCUCCUGGUUCGCCAACUGGUUUUGCAUCAUCAUCGGCGUGCUCCUGACGGUGUUUGCCCCCAUUGGAGGUCUCCGGUCGAUCAUCGUCAACGCCUCCACCUACAAGUUCUUCUCGUGAUGGACCGAUUA
This is a messenger RNA of Panicum hallii, 1337 nucleotides long. Its product is annotated as lysine histidine transporter 2-like. The transcript is spliced from 7 exons. Bases 1 to 1326 code for a protein of 441 amino acids. Gene Ontology annotation, cellular component: plasma membrane. The record is from RefSeq and is a predicted model, not a curated record. Lineage: Eukaryota; Viridiplantae; Streptophyta; Magnoliopsida; Poales; Poaceae.